CGACAUAUCCCGACGGUGACGCUGCCUGGCUGCAAGUGUUUGUGAUUUCUUUGAGCUGGUUAGCUGCAAGUCAACGUUAAUGCGGGUGCAAAAACCAGGAAACCUGACCGGCAUCAUACCGUCGACGCUGAUGCUGCUGCAGAGCUGGCUAAGGAGUGAACGUUAUGCGGGGCCCUGAGGAGCGGGGGGCGGGGCACCAGGCCGGGGCCCCGCGGCUGUGAGGCUUCGCGGCUUCGCGGGAAAUGCGCUGGGCUCAGGCCCUCUAAUCCGGCCCCGGGGCAGCUGACUGAUCCGGAGCCAGGCGGCAGGCUCGGCGGGGAGAGCGAGCGAGCGAGAGAAAGAGGGGGCGGGCGAGGGAGCGAGCGAGCAAGGGCAGAGAGGCGGGGCCUGUGGAAGUGGGCGGGGAGCUCAAGGAGUAGCGGGAGAGAGGCCUGGCCCUAGCGCCCCACCCCCGCCGUGACCGCCAGGCCCCCGGGCCGCGCAGACAUGUCCGCCGGGGGGGAGCCCGACGCCGACCACCCCCGCUUCUUCGUCGGGUGCGAUGACGGCGAGAGCGACGAGUUGCUGGACCCGGGGAGGAUCAUGGGAUACGACUGCCGCUACGAGAACGUGGAGGAGGAGGAGGAGGAAGAUGAUGACGACGACGACGACGAAGAAUACGACUCCCCCCCAGAGCGGCAGAUCGUGGUGGGCAUCUGCGCCAUGUCCAAGAAGUCCCAGUCCAAGCCGAUGAAGGAGAUCCUGGAGAGGCUGUGCCUGUUCAAGUACAUCACGGUGGUGCUGUUCGAGGAGGACGUCGUCCUCAACGAGCCCGUGGAGAACUGGCCCCUCUGCGACUGCCUCAUCUCCUUCCACUCCAAAGGGUUUCCUCUGGACAAAGCGGUGGCCUAUGAGAAGCUGAGGGGCCCCUUCGUCAUUAACGACCUGGACCUGCAGUACUGCAUCCAGGACAGGAGGGAGGUGUACCGUACCCUGAAGGCGGCGGGGAUCCAGUUACCGCGAUACGCUGUUCUGAACCGCGACCCGGCUCGGCCCGAAGAGUGUAACCUGGUGGAGGGGGAGGACCACGUGGAGGUGAACGGCGAGGCGUUCCAGAAGCCUUUCGUGGAGAAGCCGGUCAGCGCAGAGGACCACAACGUCUACAUCUACUACCCCACCUCCGCCGGGGGGGGCAGCCAGAGGCUGUUCCGCAAGAUCGGGAGCAGAAGCAGCGUCUACUCUCCGGAGAGCAACGUUCGCAAAACGGGCUCCUACAUUUACGAGGAGUUCAUGCCCACGGACGGGACGGACGUAAAGGUGUACACGGUGGGCCCGGACUACGCCCACGCGGAGGCGCGCAAGUCCCCCGCCCUGGACGGGAAGGUGGAGCGGGACAGCGAGGGGAAAGAGGUGCGGUACCCCGUCAUCCUCAACGCCAGGGAGAAGCUCAUCGCCUGGAAAGUCUGCCUGGCCUUUAAGCAAACGGUUUGUGGGUUCGACCUGCUGCGAGCCAACGGACAGUCCUACGUCUGCGACGUGAACGGCUUCAGCUUCGUGAAGAACUCCAUGAAGUACUACGAUGACUGCGCGAAGAUCCUGGGGAACAUCAUAAUGCGCGAGCUGGCUCCCCAGUUCCAGAUCCCCUGGUCCAUCCCGCUGGAGGCUGAGGACAUCCCCAUCGUCCCCACCACCUCCGGCACCAUGAUGGAACUGCGGUGUGUGAUCGCCGUGAUUCGCCAUGGCGACCGAACCCCCAAACAGAAGAUGAAAAUGGAAGUUCGACAUCAGAGGUUUUUUGAUCUGUUUGAAAAGUGUGAUGGGUACAAAAGUCGAAAACUAAAACUGAAAAAGCCAAAGCAACUGCAGGAAGUCCUGGACAUUGCGAGACAACUUCUGGCAGAACUUGGACAGAACAAUGACUCGGAAAUAGAGGAAAGCAAAGCAAAACUGGAACAACUCAAAACCGUUCUGGAAAUGUAUGGGCAUUUUUCCGGCAUUAAUCGCAAGGUUCAGUUGACUUACCUUCCGCACGGUUGCCCAAAAACAUCAAGCGAGGAAGAAGACGUGCGGCGGGACGACCCCUCCCUCUUGCUGGUGCUGAAGUGGGGGGGGGAGCUGACCCCCGCCGGGCGGGUACAGGCGGAAGAGCUGGGCCGGGCGUUCAGGUGUAUGUACCCCGGGGGCCAAGGUGACUACGCAGGGUUCCCCGGCUGCGGCUUGCUGCGACUGCACAGCACCUACCGGCACGACCUGAAGAUCUACGCGUCCGACGAGGGGAGAGUGCAGAUGACGGCCGCGGCCUUUGCCAAGGGCCUGCUGGCGCUGGAGGGCGAGCUGACGCCCAUCCUGGUGCAGAUGGUGAAGAGCGCCAACAUGAACGGGCUGCUGGACAGCGACAGCGACUCGCUCAGCAGCUGCCAGCAGCGCGUCAAGGCCCGCCUCCACGAGAUCCUGCAGCGUGACCGCGACUUCACCGCCGACGACUACGAGAAGCUCGCUCCCACCACCAGCACGUCGCUGGUGAAGUCCAUGCAGAUGAUCAAGAACCCGGUGAAGACGUGCGACAAGGUGUACUCCCUGAUCCAGAACCUGACCCAGCAGAUCCGCCAGAGGAUGGAGGACCCCAAGUCCGCGGAUAUCCAGCUGUACCACAGCGAGACGCUGGAGCUGAUGCUUCGGCGCUGGUCCAAGCUGGAGAAGGACUUCAAGAUGAAGAACGGGCGCUACAACAUCAGCAAGAUCCCCGACAUCUACGACUGCAUCAAGUACGACGUGCAGCACAACGGCUCGCUGAAGCUGGACCACACCAUGGAGAUCUACCGGCUGUCCAAAGCGCUGGCAGACAUCGUCAUCCCGCAGGAGUAUGGCAUCUCCCAGCCGGAGAAGCUGGACAUCGCCAAGGGCUACUGUACACCGCUGAUCCGGAAGAUCCGCUCGGACCUGCAGAGGACGCAGGACGACGACACCGUGAACAAGCUUCACCCCGUGUAUUCCAGCGGCGUCAUGUCACCGGAGAGACACGUGCGGACCAGGCUGUACUUCACCAGCGAGAGUCACGUCCACUCCCUGCUCUCCAUCCUACGCUACGGGUCCCUGUGUGAUGAGACCAAGGAUGACCAGUGGAAGAGGGCUAUGGACUAUCUGAAGGUGGUCAGCGAGCUGAACUACAUGACCCAGAUCGUCAUCAUGCUGUACGAGGACCCGAAUAAGGACCCCUCGUCGGAGGAGCGCUUCCACGUGGAGCUGCACUUCAGCCCCGGGGCCAAAGGGUGCGAGGACGACCGGAACCUGCCCUCUGGGUUCGGCUACCGGCCCGCGUCCCGCGAGAACGAAGGCUCAAAGAAAAAGUCCCAGAACGACAGCGAUGAGGAGUCGGCGAAGCGGGACGAGCCGGACCGGGCCCUCAUGAUGUUCAGGCCUCUGGUUUCCGACCCCAUCUACAUCCACAGGAAGUCGCCUCUGCCUCGAUCUAAAAAGAUCGGUUCUGUGGAGGAAGAAAGCCCCCUGAGUGUGUCUAGCCCUGACUCUAUUGGUACCUGGAUUCAUUACACCUGUGGUGUUGGUACUGGGCGUCGAAGACGCAGAUCAGGGGACCAAAUAACUUCCUCCCCCGUCUCCCCCAAAUCACUGGCUUUCACUUCCAGUAUUUUUGGCUCAUGGCAACAGGUUUUGUCGGAGAACAACAGCCACGCUCGCGCUGGCAGGCUCAUCUCAGAACACAAGCUCACCACAGGAAUCGAGACCACCCGUGGUUCUGCUGUAAAAAGAUUUUCUAUCUCAUUUGCUCGACACCCAACCAAUGUGUUUUCCAGUUUGUUCUGUGGUAAGUGUUGAUUAUGUUUAAUUUACCCAUUUCUUUCCUGAAUGUUUGUUUGGUCUUUUCCUUUUGUGUAGUUUCCUGAUUUGCGUUCCCUAGAAGUGCCCAGCUUCCUCCAUCUCUUAGCUGUCUGACCCCUUCUCUCCUUCAACCCGUCUCACCUCCUUUUGUCUUUGUUGCGCCACUUGAACCUUCAGACCUUUGGCAGCAGUGUAGUGUAAUGGGUAAGGAGCUGGUCUAGUAACCUAAAGGUCACAGGUUCGAUUCCCAGGUGGGACACUGCCCUUGUUCCCUUGAGAAAGGUACUUAACCUGCAUUGCUUUGGUAUAUAUCCAGCUGUAUAAAUGGAUGUCAUUUCAAUGCUGUGUAAAAAGUUGUGUAAGUCGCCUGGAUAACAUAAACGCCUGUAAUGUAGCCCGGAAGGCUGGGAAAGUGUUGCUCUCUCUUGUUUUAGAAGGUACCGACCAAAAAUCCUCUUGGCUAAAAUAGUUAGAAUUUCCUACCUUGAGGGUUUAAAAAAAAACUUUACUUCAUGGGGUUGUCAUAGCUUUAGAUUUUAAUCCAGACAGUUCAUUAUUCAGGGUCAGCUGACAUGCUCCCUGGUCUAUUUGAACAUAUCAAGAUAGGAUGUUCAGCGAUAAUGGAUGGAGAAAAUGGACGUCCGAAUGUGGAGUCCUUUUGCGGAUCUGUUCUUUGCCAGCGAAUUAGUGUCCAGUUACUUGAAGGCAAAAUGGUCGUGUAUGUAGAACUCCCAACACAGAAUUUAAAAAGUGGAGAAUACCGCACAGAAUCAUUAUAAUUGUUAAAUAGUUGUUGGGUAAAUAAUAGGUUUGUACGUUUUAAUGCAUUUUCUUUUCUUUUACCUGAUUUUUUUACAUGCUUCAGGUCAGUAUGUUUUCUUUUUGUUUGUUUUUUUUGCCCUCAAGCUCAAAGGACAUUUUUCUCACUCUAUUCCUUUGUCUUGCUGCUAAUGUUGAUUUAAAAAGAUGCUCUUUUUUAAAAUCGUGGUGGUAUUGACCCUUUUUGUCUACCAUGCUUCCUUUGCAAGCAUUGCAGUCAUGUACACAUUUGGCUGCGGUUUGUAGUUUUAAUUAGAAAACGGUUAAUGCAGUUAUGAAGUUGGAUGAAAUUACUUGUUUCAUUAGUGUGAAUGAAAAUAAUUAUGUAAAUACCCUGUAAUUCAUGCAUAUAAAUUCUGGUUAUAAUAUAUUUGAAUGAUAUAAUUUUUAAAGUAAUAUGAUUAGUUUACCCUUGUGCUCGCAUUGUAAAAGAAUACAUCCUAGAAUGCAUUAACUAUAUUUGUUAAGUUACAUUUGGAAUAUAAUUCAAGGCUGUUGUAUUUUAAAGAGCCAGGAAAAUUCUGUUAAUGUCUAAAAUUUAGUUAAUUACAAAAAAACUGUCGGGGCCAAUUGAAAA
Anguilla anguilla (European eel) is the source of this 5212-nucleotide messenger RNA. It is a transcript of the gene ppip5k2, whose product is annotated as diphosphoinositol pentakisphosphate kinase 2. The record is from RefSeq and is a predicted model, not a curated record. Gene Ontology annotation, molecular function: diphosphoinositol pentakisphosphate kinase activity; inositol hexakisphosphate kinase activity; 5-diphosphoinositol pentakisphosphate 1-kinase activity. Gene Ontology annotation, cellular component: cytosol. The transcript is spliced from 28 exons. NCBI's taxonomy places the organism in Eukaryota, Metazoa, Chordata, Actinopteri, Anguilliformes, Anguillidae. Bases 487 to 3813 code for a protein of 1108 amino acids. Gene Ontology annotation, biological process: inositol phosphate biosynthetic process; inositol metabolic process.